Messenger RNA from Trichomonas vaginalis G3, 849 nucleotides. RefSeq names its product protein of unknown function, DUF4106 family. The record is from RefSeq and is a predicted model, not a curated record. The transcript has a single exon. The annotation marks the transcript as partial. Lineage: Eukaryota; Parabasalia; Trichomonadida; Trichomonadidae.
AUGAAUGGAAAUGUUUCCGAAUGGUAUAACGAAUGCGACAAUGCCAUUAGAAGGUCAGAAAUAGUUCCUGGAACUUACGAAUAUACAACUGCUGUUUCUUAUGGAAACGUAGGUGAGUUUGGUGAAGGUUCUUCAACAACAGUAGAUAUUGCUUGCGACAGGUUUCAUAUUAUUUCUAUUGACAACUCAUUCUUAUACGUGGAACAAGACAUUGAAAUAAAACCUUCUGCCAAGUUGUCUGACAAGAAAGGUUGCAAUGGAAUUUUCUAUGUCGGAUACCAAUAUGCUCCAGAAGUUUUCAUGGGAUAUAAGAUAUAUUCUAACUCUGACUUAGUUCAAACAGUAACAUGGGCAAACUAUGAAUGGUUCGCUUUGAGAAACUCAGUACAACCACAAGCUAGAGAACAAACAGACCAGUAUGCAACUAUUGAGAAAAUAAGAAGACUUGACCCUAACGUUCCAGGAGUUUAUGUUAACCUUUCUGGUUCAGAUGGAAAUGCUGCCACUAAAGUAAAACUGAAACUUAGAGUUCCUUUGUCGUCUUUCCUCAUCUUCAGGUUUUUAAGAUACUUGCCAAACUGGGCAGGAAAAAUUUCUAUCGAACUUACUCCAAGCAAAAAUAACUUAGUCAUUGCACCAACACAAGACCCAUUCACUCUUACAGACGUAAAGGGAGCAAAUCAAACGUCAUUCGCCGACUUUUGCAAAGAUAAGGUUGACUUAGACUUUGGUUUCUCAAACUUCAACACUGAAGUAAACUAUUAUUUCAAUGCUGCUGGAACUGCUUGGGACCCAGUUAAGUUCACAUGCGAAAAAUUUGAAUGCAAGAGAAUAGAAAGCAGACUUGCA